This is a messenger RNA of Xiphias gladius (swordfish), 4218 nucleotides long. RefSeq names its product small G protein signaling modulator 1a (gene sgsm1a). The record is from RefSeq and is a predicted model, not a curated record. Lineage: Eukaryota; Metazoa; Chordata; Actinopteri; Istiophoriformes; Xiphiidae. Gene Ontology annotation, molecular function: GTPase activator activity. Bases 61 to 3999 code for a protein of 1312 amino acids. The transcript is spliced from 25 exons. Gene Ontology annotation, biological process: activation of GTPase activity.
GUGUACAAGCGGCACACGGCCGAUGGGAGGGGUGCUGCCCGUGGACAGGAGACAGGAUCCAUGGCAACAAUCAUGGCAGAGGCAGAGACCCGUCAGAGGCUGCUGCGCACCGUCAAAAAGGAGGUGAAGCAGAUUAUGGAGGAAGCUGUCACCAGGAAAUUUGUUCACGAAGACAGCAGCCAUAUUGUGUCCUUUUGUGCUGCAGUGGAGGCAUGUGUUCUGCAUGGCCUGAAACGACGAGCAGCAGGCUUUCUUCGUAGCAACAAGAUAGCAGCCCUCUUCAUGAAGGUGGGGAAAAGCUUUGCCCCAGCUGAGGAGCUGUGUAGGAAGGCCCAGGAGCUCGAGCAGAUCAUCGAGACAAAACGAAGUCAAAGCUUGCAAAGUCAAGACAGCCUUCGCAAGAUGCCCCGACUGCCCGGCCUCAUCCCACAGGGAGUCAAGAACCUGUGGAUCCGGACGGCUCUGUUUGAGAAGGUGCUGGACAAAAUUGUCCUCUACCUGGUGGAGAACAGCAGUAAAUACUACGAAAAAGAGGCCUUUCUAAUGGACCCUGUAGAUGGACCUAUCCUUGCCUCUUUGUUAGUUGGACCUUGUGCUUUGGAGUACACAAAGAUGAAGACAGCUGACCACUUCUGGACAGACCCGUCUGCUGACGAGUUGGUGCAAAGACAUCGCAUCCAUGGUGGCCACUGCAGGCAGGAUUCUCCCACCAAGAGGCCCGCACUGUGUAUCCAGAAGAGGCACUCCAGCAGCAGCAUGGACGAACGCCCUUCCCCAUCGCCAUCAGCUCGUGAAUAUGUGGAGUCACUGCAUCAAAACAGCAGGGCGACCCUACUUUUCGGCAAAAACAACGUGCUUGUACAACCGAGGGAUGACAUGGAGGCUAUCCCAGGUUACCUCUCUCUUCACCAGACUGCUGACAUCAUGACACUGAAGUGGACACCCAAUCAGCUCAUGAAUGGCUCUGUCGGAGACUUGGACUAUGAACGCAGUGUAUACUGGGACUAUGCCAUGACAAUCCCUCUAGAGGAGAUAGUUUACUUGCAUUGUCAUCAACAAGUAGACAGCGGGGGGACGGCGGUGCUGGUCAGUCAGGAUGGGAUCCAAAGACCUCCACUUCGCUUCCCCAGAGGAGGCCACUUGCUCCAGUUCCUCUCCUGCCUGGAGAACGGCCUUCUUCCACACGGCCAGCUGGACCCUCCGCUCUGGUCUCAGAGGGGAAAGGGAAAGGUGUUUCCUAAGCUGCGGAAGAGGGUUCCUCAGGGAUCUGGAUCCUCAGACUCGGUCUCAGAUAAGGAGGAGGACGAGGCCACAGACUAUGUCUUCCGCAUCCUCUUUCCAAACAGCCAGUCAGAAUUUGUGACUCCUCCAGACUUGAUGGACCAGGGAGCUACAAUGUGGCAUCCAAAUUUUCAGAAGUCCUCGUGUUCCUCUUGUUUUCAGGGGAGCUUCUCUGAUGGGGCGACACCCAAAGGGUGCAACCAUGAAAGGGCUCCCCUGAAGCUGCUGUGUGACAACAUGAAGUAUCAGAUCAUCUCUCGGGCAUUUUAUGGCUGGUUGGCAUACUGCCGUCACCUGUCCACUGUGCGUACACACCUCUCUGCCCUCGUCAACCACACCAUUGUGGCGCCCGACCUGCCGUCUGAUGCCUACAAAGGGCUCACCGCAGAAGUAUGGCAGACAUUCCUCCAGGACUGCACAGCCUACGAGGAGCAGGAGCUGCUUCGCCUGGUCUACUUCGGGGGCGUGGACCCCUCGCUGCGUAAAGAGGUGUGGCCUUUCCUGCUGGGUCAUUACCAGUUUGGAAUGUCAGAAGCCGAGAGGAAGGAGGUGGAUGAACAGGUCAGAGUGUGCUACCAACAGACCAUGCGUGAGUGGCUAGACUGUGAGGAGAUUGUCCGCCAGCGGGAGAAGGAGCAGCACGCUGCGGCUUUAGCAAAGUGCUCCUCUGGGGCAAGCAUGGACAGUUCCAGUCAGAAGAUGAUCCAUCAUGACUCCACUGUGAGUAAUGAGUCCCAGUCCUCCCAGAGCUCAGACAGGCAGAGUCUGGCUCGCCUGCAAAGUGACUCCAGCAGCAGCACACAGUUCUUCACAUCCUCCCAUCCCUUCCCCUGGAUUAGCCUGCUUCCCUUUGGCUUGUUCUUUCAGGUGUUUGAGUCCGUAGAGGAGGUGGACCAGAUCGAGACUGAGCCCAAGACCGAAGAGGCCAAACAGGUGCCAAAGAUGCCCAAUGGAGCUGUGCAGAACGGGACGGGCUCCCCUGAUUCUGGACAUCCCUCCUCCCGCAAUUUCUCUGUCACUUCUGGCCUUUCCGACGGUUCGCUCAGCACAGAGGACAGCGCUGCACCUGAUAUGACCCCGAGAUCUGCAGCCGUCCCUCAGGCAUCACAGAGCCCUGUCAAACCAAGGUUACAGGGUGACGGUCUGACAGAGGAAAUGCACAGCCAGGAGAAAGUUGUAAUGAAGGACAAAGACGAGGAGGAGGAAAAAGCAUGUGAUGUGACCAAAACUGCAGAAAAUACCAAGACUGAGGUGAUAGGUGAUGAUAACAUGAUUCAGCCACUGGAAGAGGGGCAGUUGAAGGCCAACAGAGAGACAUGUUUGCAACCUGAAACACAGGAAAAUGUUGAGGAGUCAGAAGCUAGUUCAGAGCGAACCAAGUUUAAAGAUAAAGGCCUGGAUACAGUUAUGAAAGGAAUUAAAUCUUUAGAGUUAGGAGAAACAGGAAGGGAAGUGUCCAGAGAAGAUAUUAUGAUGGCAUCAGCAGCUGCUACAGAUUCCCAAGGAGAACUCGUUGAACAAAGUCUCAAAAAAGGAGCAGAAGUGAGAAUUGAGGAAACAUCAGAGCUAGGAGAAAGGAAUGUGGAAAAGAACGAAUCAAAGACAAGUAAGUCACAAGAGGUUUUUUUGAUGGAUCCCAUGGCUCGUGAAGUGGAAAGGAAUCUCCUUUUCUCAGCAGACAACAGGGUCUCGAGAACAAGAGAAGCUUACUCCGCCUCUCAAAAAGAGGAGUCUCAGGUCAUGACUGAAUCUGAUGAGUCCCCCUCAGCCAUAGAGAUGGAGGAGAUCCCCAAAGCCAAAGUUUCCAUGGUGCCUUGGAGCAGGAAGGGACGUUGUGAACCCUCAUCUUCCUCUGAGGACUCGGCCCCUCACGUGGAGCUCAGGCAGGGGGAGGCGCAGGGAAAGCCCAGUCCAGAGGGCACCGAGUCCAUCCUGUCUGAGGAGCCGGAGAUGGAGAGCCUGUACCCUCCCUUUGAUUGUCUGGCUGGGUCUGGAGACACCAAGAACGAAGUACCCUCUCAAGAAUCUGCUGGGAGUCCUUUCUCGCAAGAGCUUUUGGACUUGUAUACAUUAAAUCUGCACCGCAUUGAAAAGGACGUCCAGCGCUGUGACAGGAACUACUGGUACUUCACUCCUGGGAACCUGGAGAAAUUGCGCAACAUUAUGUGCAGCUAUAUCUGGAGGCACCUUGACAUCGGUUACGUACAGGGCAUGUGUGAUCUGCUGGCUCCACUUCUAGUCAUUCUGGAUGAUGAGGCCAUGGCCUUCAGCUGCUUCACUGAGCUCAUGAAGAGAAUGAAUCAAAACUUUCCACAUGGAGGAGCUAUGGAUACUCACUUUGCCAACAUGCGCUCUCUAAUCCAGAUCCUGGAUUCCGAGCUGUUUGAGCUAAUGCACCAAAACGGAGACUACACCCACUUCUACUUCUGCUACCGCUGGUUUCUCCUUGACUUCAAGCGAGAGCUGGUGUAUGAGGACGUGUUUGCAGUCUGGGAAACCAUCUGGGCAGCCAAGUAUGUCUCCUCUAGUCACUUUGUCCUCUUCAUUGCCCUGGCACUGGUGGAGAUCUACAGGGACAUCAUCCUGGAGAACAACAUGGACUUCACUGACAUCAUUAAGUUCUUCAAUGAAAUGGCUGAGCACCACAACAUAAAGCAUAUUUUGACCCUGGCCAGAGAUCUGGUGUGCAAGGUGCAGAUGCUGAUUGAGAACAAGUGAUGGUGCUUCUUGUCUUCUUUUCCUUCCAAGUAAAGUGUGAACGGCUGUAGCAGCACAAGAGUAAAAUACAUAUGAGCAAACAUGCUAUGACACAUGUAUGUACACACUACACAAAGCCUUUACCAUCACAGUUUGCUGCUAUGAGCCUUAUCGACUAUAUACACUAUGUUAAACCCCAGGUUUAAAUUAUUGGCACCCCUGAAUUUCAUGUACAGAAUU